GAGGGGAAGAAUACGGCGCCCCCUCUUCCUUCCUCUCCCCCCUACUUUAGCCCUCCGCGCACUUCGCCUCCAAGUCUUCGCGCAGCCAGGAGCCCCUGCCGCCUCCGCGCCCCUGCGCGCUUGCCCCCCGAGCCAAACACAGCAAGCGCCGCCGCCCAGGCCCCCCCGCGGGGCCGGGGCCGGGGGCCAGCAUGGAGCACCUGGGCCCGCACCAUCUCCACCCGGGCCAUGCGGAGCCCAUCAGCUUCGGCAUCGACCAGAUUCUCAACAGCCCGGACCAAGGCGGCUGCAUGGGGCCCACCUCGCGCCUCCAGGACGGAGAAUACGGCCUUGGCUGUUUGGUUGGAGGCGCCUACGCUUACGGCGGCGGGGGCCCCGCGUCCGGGGCGGGGGCCGGGGGCGCGGGAGCCUAUGGUGCUGGAGGUCCGAGCGGCCCUGGUGGCCCGGCGAGCAGCGGCGGCGGCGGCGCCUGCAGCAUGGGCCCGCUGGCUGGCUCCUACAACGUGAACAUGGCCUUGGCGGGCGGCCCCGGUCCCGGCGGCGGCGGCGGGGGCGGCGGCGGCAGCGGCGGCGGCGGCGGGGGGGCCCUGAGCGCUGCGGGGGUGAUCCGGGUGCCGGCGCAUAGGCCGCUAGCCGGAGCGGUGGCCCACCCUCAGCCUCUGGCUACUGGCUUGCCCACCGUGCCCUCCGUGCCUGCGGUGCCGGGUGUCAACAACCUCACCGGCCUCACCUUUCCCUGGAUGGAGAGUAACCGCAGAUACACAAAGGACAGGUUCACAGUGGCCCUCUCACCCUUCACUGUAACACGCCGUAUAGGUCACCCCUAUCAGAACCGGACGCCCCCCAAGAAGAAGAAGCCGCGCACGUCCUUCACGCGCCUGCAGAUCUGCGAGCUGGAAAAGCGCUUCCACCGCCAGAAGUACCUGGCCUCGGCCGAGCGCGCCGCCCUGGCCAAGGCGCUCAAAAUGACCGACGCGCAGGUCAAAACCUGGUUCCAGAACCGGCGGACGAAGUGGAGGCGGCAGACCGCCGAGGAGCGUGAGGCAGAGAGGCAGCAGGCGAACCGCAUCCUCCUGCAGCUGCAGCAAGAGGCCUUCCAGAAGAGUCUGGCGCAGCCCUUGCCCGCCGACCCGCUGUGUGUGCACAACUCUUCACUCUUCGCCCUGCAAAACCUGCAGCCAUGGUCCGACGACUCCACCAAGAUCACCAGCGUCACGUCGGUGGCUUCGGCCUGCGAGUGAGCCUGCCUGCCCCACCCCACAGGAACCCGGGUCCAGCCAAGGGGUCGCUGAGGCUGAGACCCAGGACUCUCUCCCCCUCCCGCUUCAGACUGCACGCGGGAGGGGAACGCGGCGCCCCUCCGCACUGGCGUGGGCGCUCCUGCCCACCUUGUUUCCUCUUUGAUGGAGGAAGAAAAGAGCGCAGGGACGGGUACCUCCUUCCAGACGCCUAAGUGGUCCCACGCCCUCUGGAACUGUUCAGAGUCCUUUCAGUUUGCGUCUAUUUUAUUUUAUUCUGAUUUUUAACGUGGGAUUGAGAGAGGCAGAGGAGGUGGGGGAAGAAGAGCUCCUGAGGUCCUCAGAGGAGAGCAUGGGCUGUCAUUUGAACUUGCUCUGGGGAGUACCCCUCUGUAUCCCACUCCCCACCACACUUGACACCCCAAGGUCCUCCCAAAGGUGACUUCACCGUUCCUCCUGGUGUCACCCACAGUCAAACACAGAGGACCUGUGGCAGAGUGUCAUGCACACGUGGGGCCAUAGCCUUCACACCCUUAACCCUCACUAUCAGGCAUAAGCUAGGGGCGACCCAGCUUCGUUGUCAACAGCAUGGCACUUCUCACAAACACAAGGCUAUGGCCGCACUGUGACACACUAUCCCACACACAACAACGCCACAACCUGCCAGGCCCCCAUCACACGUCCUAGCUGCACCCAGGUACGCACAAGCAGGUUUCACACAAACUCAGCCUCUUUCUCCAGAUCCUGUUCAUAGGGGAGCUUAAGUUAUGCACUUAUAAGGUGUUUUCUGUGUAACCAUUUUAUAAAGUGCUUGUGUAAUUUAUGUGAAAAAAAAAAUAAAACCCUCCAGAUCCGGA
Molecule: messenger RNA, 2095 nt
Organism: Lutra lutra (Eurasian river otter)
Lineage: Eukaryota; Metazoa; Chordata; Mammalia; Carnivora; Mustelidae
Gene: TLX1
Product: T cell leukemia homeobox 1
Exons: 3
Coding region: 192-1241 (349 amino acids)
Biological process (GO): regulation of transcription by RNA polymerase II; animal organ development
Cellular component (GO): nucleus
Molecular function (GO): DNA-binding transcription factor activity, RNA polymerase II-specific; RNA polymerase II cis-regulatory region sequence-specific DNA binding
Source: RefSeq, a predicted model, not a curated record